CGCAGUUCACGUCUCUACUCCCGCAGUGUCGCUCAGAAUGAAUAAGAAGGGGCACGUCACAUUGAAUAAAACAGUCUUAUGUUGCUUUUAAUUCAUCCUGGAUCACAACUGCCUUCUCAACGCGUCCCGAACCGCAAUGGAGGAAGAGGAGGGGCACAAAAAGAUGAAGUAUUUGUUAGUCAUCCGUUAAGCUAACCGGCUAGCUGCCGUUAGCACCAGGCUCCCGCAGGAAGCAGCAUCAGUGCUGCUGCUCAUUAUAAGAAGCAGGAAGAUGUACUUUCUCUACACCAUCAUCGCGUCUUUAGUUGCUUUUUUCAUUUUAAAAUGGAUGAAAAAGAGGAGAUAUUGUACCGAUUUGAAAAGACUUGAUGGCAAAACGGUUGUUAUUACAGGUGGGAAUUCCGGCAUCGGCAAGGAGUCAGCCGUUGCCUUGGCAACGAGAGGCGCCCGCGUCAUCGUCGCCUGCAGAGACAGCGGCAAGGCUGAGAAGGCCGUGAGGGAGAUCAGGUUCAGGAGCCGCAGCCUCAACGUCCUCCACAUGGAGCUGGAUCUCGCCAACCUGCGCUCUGUGAGGGAAUUCUGCAAGAACUUCCUCCAGAGGGAGAAGAGGCUUGACAUCCUGAUCAAUAACGCAGCCAUGCCCGGCGUCCUGGACUGGACGGACGACAGCUUCAGCAUGUGUUUCGGCGUCAACCACCUGGGUCACUUCCUCCUAACCAACCUGCUGCUGCCCCGCCUGAAGGAAUGCGCCCCCAGCCGGGUGGUCACCCUCACAUGCUCCACCUACAAAUACCAGAAGCUGAACUUCCAGGACCUCAACUACAACCUGCUGCCCUUCUUCACCUACUGCCGCAGCAAGCUGGCCAACAUCUACUUCAGCCAGGAAGUGGCCCGCGUCACUGAAGGGAAAGGAGUGACCUCCUACGCCGUGCACCCCGGUUUGGUCCAGAGCGGCUGGACGUGCCACUACUCCGUCCUGUUCCGCAUGCUGAUGCAGGUGGUCAUGUGGAUGUUUUUCGUGCCGUGUGAGGUCGGGGCGCAGACCGUCGUCUACUGCGCUGUGUCACAGGAAGCGGCCAAGCACAACGGGGGCUACUUCGUCGACUGCCGACCCGCCGCUCUGCGUCCCUUCGCCAGAGACGCUGGAGUGGCCAAAAAACUGUGGGAGGCCAGCGAGAGGCUGGUGAAGGAGGCCUGAUGGGGAGAUGAGGGCAGAUAUCUUUUUUCACCUUUUUGGGGCAUUUAAUCAAACAAACAUUCAAUUCAGAAAAUAUUCAUUACAGUUAAAACCCUAUUUCUGUUUUUUGAUAAACCUUUUAUAGUAAAACAACAAUUUAAAUCAGAAGCUAUUCUUAAUUGUCUUAAUGCCAUCUGUUGGAUUCAGUCAGAGUUUAGUAUUAAAUUAUCCAAUGUUCUCUCUACAUCUGAGUGUUUGAUUGAUUGACAUUAUUGAUUUACAAUACUUUUUUACUGUAAUUUAAUUAUAAUGACGACGUAUUCUUUUAAAAACUUGUAAAACACAUGAUUCAACGUGGUUGUGGGAGCUAUUAGCCGGUUAUUUAUUCUUAAACAAAUUCUUAAUUGUUUGGUUAAUUGGACCACUAACUGGGUAAUGUGGCCACCUGGAGGUUACUUAAGGGCAUAGCCAGGUAGGACCAGCAUGCACCUAGGUGCUAAAGUUUUUACCAGUGAGACAGAGCACUGCAUAGCAAAGCAGGCAAGUUAAUUUUAUGUGUUUGGUGGAUUCUGCAAAUAAAUGAGAAACAACAAGAAAAGAUCGCCUGGACAAUGCGCUCUCUUACUGCGUGGAAGGAGACAAACGGUGCAGCAGUGGCCCUUUGACAUUUAAAGAUUUGUAGGACAAAUGG
This is a messenger RNA of Pungitius pungitius (ninespine stickleback), 1868 nucleotides long. RefSeq lists its product as uncharacterized. The record is from RefSeq and is a predicted model, not a curated record. Lineage: Eukaryota; Metazoa; Chordata; Actinopteri; Perciformes; Gasterosteidae. The transcript has 4 exons. The coding region runs from base 272 to 1198 and encodes 308 amino acids.